Molecule: messenger RNA, 1423 nt
Organism: Olea europaea var. sylvestris
Lineage: Eukaryota; Viridiplantae; Streptophyta; Magnoliopsida; Lamiales; Oleaceae
Product: 1-aminocyclopropane-1-carboxylate oxidase homolog 1-like
Exons: 3
Coding region: 62-1150 (362 amino acids)
Source: RefSeq, a predicted model, not a curated record
UAUAGCACAAUAAUCAUUUAGUGGCCAGUCACCCAUAAAUUUGCAUCUAAUAGCUGAAGAAAUGGAUACCUCAGGUGCUCAAGAAUAUGACAGAAUGCAAGAAUUGAAGGCUUUUGAUGAAACAAAAGCUGGUGUAAAGGGAUUAAUCGAUGCUGAAUUGCAAAAACUUCCCAAGAUUUUUGUAAGACCAGCUGAAGAACUGGCUAAAGAUUUGAAUCACAAGAGGGCUCAAAUUGAAGUUCCUGUAAUCGAUCUUGGUGGCAUGGAGAAAGCCGAUCGGCGUCAACAGAUUGUAGAAGAAGUACGACUUGCAUCAGAAACAUGGGGAUUUUUCCAGGUGGUGAAUCAUGGGAUACCCUUAAACGUUCUUGAUGAAAUGAUUGAUGGAAUACAGAAAUUCAAUGAGCAGGAUGUCCAGGAGAAAAAGAAAUACUACACGCGGGAUAAUACGAGAAGGGUGAGAUUUAUCAGCAAUCAUGAUUUGUUCAGAUCUACGACUGCUAACUGGAGGGACACAUUGACUAUUUCAUUUUCAGAUCCUAAUCAAAGUGAUCCCAAGGAAAUUCCAGGUUCAUGCAGGGAGGCUGCUGUAGAGUACUCAAAACAUGUAGAAAAAUUGGGAAAUAUCCUAUUUGAAAUUUUUUCAGUGGCUCUUGGACUCGAUCCUGGGCAUCUAAGAAACAUGGACUGCUCUAAAGGACACCGCCUUCACGGUCACUAUUAUCCAGCAUGUCCUGAGCCAGAACUGACUCUGGGAAUCCCAAAGCACACAGAUGCUGGAUUCCUCACCAUUCUUCUCCAAAAUCAAAGUGGCCUGCAGAUUUUCUUCCAAAACCAAUGGGUUGACGUUCAACCCAUUCCGGGAGGGCUAGUAAUUAACAUUGGGGAUCUUCUCCAGCUCGUAUCAAAUGGAAAAUUCAGAAGCAAUAACCAUAGAGUGCUUGCUGAUCAUCUGGGGCCAAGAAUUUCUGUGGCAUGCUUUUUCUCGGGACCUUUAGGCAUGGAAAAUAUUUCUUAUGGCCCCAUUAAAGAGUUGAUAUCAGAAGAAAAUCCUCCCAUAUACAAAGAAGUACUAUUAAGUGAUUAUGUAAUGAAGUUUUUAACUAGUUCUCUUGAUGAGAAUAAUCUUCUCAAUUAUUUCAAAGCAUGAAGAUGGCAAGGGAAGAAGUACUCUUUCUCAGCUGCACUUGUGAAUGACCUGUUUCAAGAGACAAGACAGAUUGUGAAUUAUGGAAUGUAAUGUCAUUUAUCUUCGUUAGAGAUAAUCAUCAUGUUAUCAUGUCACAUGCUACAUAGACAAAUGAUCAUCUCUGAUGAGAUAAAUAUAUAUGUAAGAAUUUCGGGUUUAAUAAAUGCAUGAUAUUGGACAUAUUUUUGUAAAAUGCGAAAAAUAAGCAUGUAAUGUAGGGAAUAAAAUGAUUCA